AUGAGGCUGUGGGUUUUCUGCUGGGCACUGUGGGCGAUGGCCAGCCCAGGGGCUCCACUGACUGGGGAGCAGAUCUUGGGCAGCCUGCUGCAGCAGCUGCACCUAAGCGAGGUGCCCGUCCUGGACCAGGCCGAAGUGGAGCAGCUGGUGACUCCGGCCCACGUGAGGGCCCAGUACGUGGCGCUGCUUCGGGGCAGCCACCAGGCCCACUCCCGAGGGAAGAGGUUCAGCCAGCACUUCCGAGAGGUGGCCGGCAGGUCCCUGGUGUCCGAGGCGUCCACCUACCUGCUGGUGUUCGGCAUGGAGCAGCGGCUGCCGGCGCACCACGAGCUGGUGCAGGCCGCGCUGCGCCUCUUCCAGGAGCCCGUGGCCAAGGCGGCGCUGCGCAAGCUGGAGCGCCUGUCCCCGCGCGGCGCCCGCGCCCGGGUCACCGUCGAGUGGCUGCGCGUCCGCGCCGACGGCUCCAACCGCACGGCGCUCGUCGACUCCAGGCUGGUGUCCGUGCACGAGAGCGGCUGGAAGACCUUCGACGUGACCGAGGCGGUGAACUUCUGGCAGCAGCUGAGCGGGCCGCGGCCGCCGCUGCUGCUGCAGGUGUCGGUGCAGCGCGAGCAUCUGGGCCCGCCGCAGGCCUCCGGCGCGCACCGGCUGGUUCGCUUCGCCGCGCAGGGCCAGGGCGCGCCGGGUCGGCCCGAGCCGCAGCUGGAGCUACAUACGCUGGACCUCAAGGACUAUGGGGCCCAGGGCAACUGUGAUCCCGAGACACCCAUGAGCGGGGGUACCCGCUGCUGCCGCCAGGAGAAGUACAUUGACCUGCAGGGCCUGAAGUGGGCCGAGAACUGGGUCCUGGAGCCCCCUGGCUUCCUGGCCUACGAGUGUGUGGGCACCUGCCUGCAGCCCCCGGGCCCCCUGACCUUCAAGUGGCCCUUUCUGGGUCCCCGGCAGUGCAUUGCCUCAGAGACCACCUCCCUACCCAUGAUUGUGAGCAUCAAGGAGGGUGGCCGGCUCAGGCCCCAGGUGGUCAGCCUGCCCAACAUGAGGGUGCAGAAGUGCAGCUGUGCCUCAGAUGGGGCACCUGUGCCCAGGAAGCUGGAGCCAUAG
Suncus etruscus (white-toothed pygmy shrew) is the source of this 1101-nucleotide messenger RNA. It is a transcript of the gene LEFTY1, whose product is annotated as left-right determination factor 1. Gene Ontology annotation, molecular function: cytokine activity; growth factor activity; transforming growth factor beta receptor binding. Gene Ontology annotation, biological process: SMAD protein signal transduction; BMP signaling pathway. NCBI's taxonomy places the organism in Eukaryota, Metazoa, Chordata, Mammalia, Eulipotyphla, Soricidae. Gene Ontology annotation, cellular component: extracellular region. The coding region runs from base 1 to 1101 and encodes 366 amino acids. The record is from RefSeq and is a predicted model, not a curated record. The transcript has 4 exons.